ACGAGUGGGGAACUAAAAAGGUCGAUCUGGCGUUGAUUUUCCCCUCAUCCCUGUCUCUUCUGAUCUCUCUCACCUCCCGUUGCUUUCUGCCAUCGACCGAUUCCGCAAAGCGCCGCGCUCAAGGAAGGCGUGCUCGCUACCAUCGCCGCCGUGCCCCCAUCCCCUCUCCCCGGUGCCCGUCCUCGCUCCACCAUCACCUAAUCCGGACGAGAUCGGUUCGAUCCGCCGCAUCUCACGCCCGCAGCCGGCCGUGGCUUUCGUCGGCAUCGGGGGUGCUGGUCCGCCCCCGCUCCUCCGGGGCUGGCGGAACGAUGGAGCGGCGCUCUGGUCAGGUUUCUCUGCUUCGAGAGCGGCGCGUGGGCUGAUGUCGAGGGCGAGGCAGCUAUGCCUCUACACCGGGCGUUCCUGGAUGGGAGGGUGUUCGCAGAGGCCGCGUAUGGUGGCAGGGAGUUCCUGUUCGACUUCCUAUGGAUGGUGCGCAUCGACGCUGGCACCGCCGAGGAGGUCGCCAUGGGCUGGAUUGAUGACCGCGGGGCCUGCUUCUUCCCUGUGCCAAAGAGCGGGAGGAAGAGGAAGAGGGGCGAGCCUGAGCUGGAGGAUGGGGCGUCGUCCGGGGUGGAUGAGAGGUCUAGCGAGAGCAGCGACACGGUGGAGUCCUCAAUCCAGCCUAAUCCCCUGCCUCUCUCAAGCACUCCCCGUGCAGCAGGCCUGGUGUGUAGACUGCCAUGGCAAGGCUACAUCCAUGCAUUAUGGUCAGCAAGGCGGCCAGCUUGGGGCAAGCCGGUGAGGCUGGAGGAGACGGACAAGUUCUACUAGGUUCUUACUUGUCAAGAAGCUCUUCCUCAAAGGGAUAGCCCCGGGUGGGCGGUGGGGUGGCGAUCACGGCGGUGCACAAGGUCUUGCAGGGUCCCCGGUCCAUGGUGUUCCAGAUGCAGGGCCAGCUCCUAGCCGCUGCGCGCGGCACCGACGAGGGCAAUGCCAAGUUCGCGUGGUAUGGCGCUCCGUCGGCGGAUGUGGCCGCGGCGGUGGAGCACAGGUUCGGCAGGAUGAACAGCCAGGUCCUUUGCCAUCGCGCGCACGGCGACGACAUCCACCUCUCGCCUGGUUCUUGAUUGUUGAGUAAUUCCUGUUAGUUGUUGCUGAAUUAGGGACUUGAUUCAUGUUGGUUGCUGAAUUGAUUUAUGUCUUAUGUAUACUUGAUUCCGUAGAUUAAUAUCUCUUUUGGUUGGCAAGAAUGGAUCAGACGUAUUUUGUUUGAAGUUUUUUGAGUGCGAGGAUGCCGCCACCGCUAUGGACAACAUGGACGGCGUCGCGUUCUUCGGCUGCGUCCUCACCGUGAACUACGCCUUCCCUGAGAAAAUCAAGGGAGGGGAGCAGGGAUGGGCCGUACAGCCAGGUAUGUCAGGCGUCCCGUGCUUCUCCUCUGUUCCAUUACGUUUCGCCCUGCUUUCGUCCUUGCCUGCCUGGUAGCUUGACACUAGGGUUAGGGCUGCCAAAUGUUUUUCUUACCUGGUAUGACGUUGGAAGAUUAAGGGCGAGGAAUUUUUAGGACACGAUUAGACUAAAGACUAAAGAUUGAUAUGGUGUUAAUGUCCGUGAAUUAUGCUUUUGUAUUGCGGUUUCUCUUUAUGUUCUCAUUAUAAGGAUUUUCUCCAGUUCAAAAUGGUAGAAAAAUGAAUUGUCCAUGUACAUUAAGUUUUUGUGCUGAGUCAAGGAGAAAAGUCAGCCACCACUGUGGUGACAUGUCGCGAUCGUGCGAGUGUGUGGACGGGCUGACUGAUGAUGGGACUUGGGGAACAAGAGCAUGGGAAGCCAGGCCUUAGGAGCAAGGGCUGAUGGGCAGCGCGAGGACCUCGAUAGUGUAGCGGCGCCUACUGGUUCUACAGGUUCCUCAGUCUCCCUUGCUCUCUCUGCCUCGAUCCCAAUCUUACCUCUACUUGCCGUACCAUGCACAUCAUGGAGAACGACUGGUUAUGGAGGGGAGUGCUCCCCAUCCAUGACAAGCAUAGAGCACCCACGAACUGAAACAGAGGAGCACACACACGGUCAGGUUUCGGGAACCACUACAUCAUAAUUUUUGUUUUUAAACCGAGUGUUGGUUAAAUAAGCACAACCCUCUUCUUACAAGGUUAAGUUCAACUUGACACUAGCAAUAAUGGCUUGCAAUGAGCUAGAUUGGCCGAGACUGGACAUUAUGGAUUUGGUAGUGUAUAUACUAUAUACUGGAAAAUGGUAGCAUAGUCUUUGUAUGCUUAUUUUUUGAAUCGACAACACUCUAGAGUAUUCAUGCUUAACUGUUGCUUUGAAAUAUUUGGAUCGCAUAUUAAACUAGAGUUUCAGUGUUGAAAUUUGAUACCUUGCAUCAGAGAGGUAAACACUAGACAAAAGGGUCACUUUGAUGCAAACCCGUUUACAUGAGGCUUCAGCGAUGUGGAUUCCAGCUUACUUGGAUGUUUACAUGAGACUAUUUUCCAAUUUAUGUGAUCUAAUAUUUGCUGAUUGUAGUGUGAGCCAAUGAAAUCAGAUGACAUCUCUCAAUGGGGAAAUUUGGAUGUUGUGUGUUACCCGCUGUUUCUUCAUUGUAUAGCUAAUCCUCUGCACCACGGUAGUAAGCCUAGAAUCUCAAUAUUUUGUACUUUCACAGUUUAGCAUAUACCAUCUUCUUAAAUUUCUUCUAUUGAUGUUAAUAGAGUGUAUAAUUGUUUCCUAAUCAGAAUUAAGAACUGUUCCCGGCCAAAAUAACUAAGCCAGGACCCA
Messenger RNA from Triticum aestivum (bread wheat), 2757 nucleotides. RefSeq lists its product as uncharacterized. The record is from RefSeq and is a predicted model, not a curated record. The coding region runs from base 385 to 816 and encodes 143 amino acids. The transcript is spliced from 2 exons. Lineage: Eukaryota; Viridiplantae; Streptophyta; Magnoliopsida; Poales; Poaceae.